CUGCGCCUCCCACGUCCCACUCCCACCUCUCCUCCGCCCGCCUCCCGCCUCCCGCUCCGGCUUAUUUAUCGCGCCGCGCGCGCGCGCGGGAGCGCAUAAACCCUUGCGCUUCCCGGCGGAUUAGCAGAGCACUGCCCGCCCGCUUCGGCACGACACGGCGGCGCGGCCUGCCUCGAUGGCGGCGGGGGCGCUGGGAGCGCUGUGCCGGGCCGGUGGCUGGUCCUACGCAGCGAUCUGGCGCUCCGACCGUCGCGACCCGCGGUUGCUUACGAUAGGAGAAUGCCACUGUGAAGAUGAAGCAAGAAAAGUGGUUGAGAAGAUGGUCAAUCAGGUCCAUGUAGUCGGAGAAGGUGUCAUAGGAAGAGCUCUAAUUAGUGGGGAGUACCAAUGGAUUUCUGAUGAUAUCCCCUUCAGUUUGUCUCAGAUAAGCGAUGCAGAUAACCUAGGUUUAUUUCAGGGUUAUACUUGGUGGCAACAUCAGUUCCUCAGUGGAAUAAAGACUAUUGCAGUAGUACCUAUCCAGGCGUUUGGUGUGGCACAUUUUGGUUCCAUGCAAAAGGUUUCUGAAAGCUUAGAGUUUCUGGAUCAAGUUAAAGGUGCACUUUUUCUGAAGGAAAGUAUUUCAUGGCCUCCUUCAACCAAAGAUGUUCAGAAAGAUGUUUUCACGUACAAUCCGCAAUUUCAACUUGAUUCUCCAAGCACCGCAGAGGGUCUUGUGCAUAUUAAGGCUGAGCCAGAAAACACAAAGCUCUUGGAGGACACAAUAACAGUAGAUUCUCUCAAGAACUUUGCCAUUGCUUCAAGUAAUCAUUCUCUGCAUUCUUUCAAUGGUUUCACCUCCAAUGAAAGUUGCAUUGGUCUGAAUCCUCACAUAGUGGCCAUGCCAGUGAACUCCAAGUCAAUCAGUUCUGUUAAAGUAUUUCUAAGUGACAGCAAUUCGCGGCACAGUAAUAUUUCAGAAAAUGCACUACAAAUUACAUCCACUAAACAGCCAGGUUCUAGUCUGACAACUGCAGCUACAAGUUAUUCAAGUUUGACCGAUCUUCCAAGAAUGGAGCACGGGCUGUCAUGCACACCUAACAAGCUACGAUAUUGCCUGCAAAGUGAAAAAUCAAGCUUCCUGGAUUCGUACUCAUCAAUAUUUUCUACAGAAGCUGAUCUGAAAUCUACUUUAUUUGACAAUGACACCCCGUUUGUUCAAGGUGAUGUGAUCCAUGAGGUCGGUACUGCCGGAUCUACUUAUGCUUGUGAGCUCCAGGAAUUACCAAAUGAAAUAUGGGGAGAAGGUGCAGGGCCAACAAAACAAGUAAGAAAAGUAGACAGUGAAAAUCAUGGCUUGCUUGAAAGCACAGCAUUCGAUCCUGUCAUGAAUGAUUGGUGGGAUGACACUGCCCAACUAGCAGGAAACACUACACAUUUUGGUGCUACUGGCACGAAUUCUGUUGCAGGACAGGCAAAUACUGAUCAAGUAUCAGUUGAAGAGAAGGGACUGUUCUCAGAAUGUACCUUUGAGGAGCUGUUUGGCUUUGAUGGCAAUGUUAGCCAUGCUAGCACUGAUCCAUUAGGUGGCUCUGUCUCAGGCUGUCGAUUGCCAAGGUACAACCUUCAAGAUUCAUUAUCAGUGUGCAACGCACAAAUACCAGCAUUGCUGCUCCCUUCCAUUAACUAUGCAUCCGAAAAUGACCAAACUGGAGCAUCAAAGGCAACCCCAAUGUCACUGCAGAAUUUGUCUAUGGAUGAUUGUGGCAGUUUGAACACUGCAAAUUCCAAGGUCAGCCAGGUAAAGAAGCCUGAAGGAGUGAAGGUUGUUAAGAAAAGAGCCAGGCCGGGUGAAACCACGCGGCCAAGACCAAAGGAUCGACAGCAGAUACAAGAGCGCGUCAAAGAGCUACGUGAGAUAGUCCCAAAUAGUGCAAAGUGUAGCAUUGAUGCUUUGUUGGACCGAACAAUCAAGCAUAUGCUCUUUCUACAAAGUGUAACAAAGUAUGCAGAAAAGAUUAAGCAAGCUGAUGAACCGAAGAUGAUAAGCAAGGAUAGUAGCGCAGUGUUAAAUGAUAACUCAAGUGGCGUUGUCCUGAAAGACGAUCCAAGUGCUGGAAGCAGUGGAGGUGCCACAUGGGCCUAUGAGGUUGCAGGGCAGACUAUGGUUUGCCCAAUAAUCGUUGAGGACCUUGCUCCGCCUGGUCAGAUGCUUGUCGAGAUGCUAUGUGAGGAACGUGGAUUUUUCCUAGAGAUAGCAGACACCAUACGUGGAUUUGGACUGACGAUCUUGAAGGGACUGAUGGAACUUCGUGAUGGCAAGAUAAUGGCUCGAUUUCUUGUUGAGGCAAACAAGAACGUGACCAGGAUGGAUAUAUUUUUAUCACUUGUUCAGCUACUGCAGCAGAAUAGCCUCAAUCGAUCUUCGGACCAGCUAACUAAGGUCAUUAACAAUGGCGUUCCAUCUUUCGCGGAGCAUCAGCAAUCUCCUAUAUCAAUUCCAGUCGGCCUUGCCGGGAGAUAGCAAUGACCAAUAUUUGAAGAAAUGUUAACGUAAUAUCUGGAGUGCCGAUUAGCGGUUGGUGAUGACCGUCAGGUGUUGAUAGAACUGACAAUUGUUAAGGAUGUAGCGAACGCACAUUGCGGUGUGAAGAAAAUUCUGUUAGAAGAUGUACAAAUUAUCAUGUGUCGAGUUUAGGAAUAUUGCUGCUGUCGCUUGUAAUGUGGACACUGGAAUGCGCUUAUGCUGGUCAGUUUGUGUGUAGUCAUUAUUGAUUGGCGUACAAAAAAUUGUGAAGAAUUAUCUUAUCUGAAUUUCUAAUCAA
Molecule: messenger RNA, 2804 nt
Organism: Panicum hallii
Lineage: Eukaryota; Viridiplantae; Streptophyta; Magnoliopsida; Poales; Poaceae
Product: transcription factor bHLH157
Exons: 10
Coding region: 176-2503 (775 amino acids)
Biological process (GO): regulation of DNA-templated transcription
Molecular function (GO): DNA-binding transcription factor activity; protein dimerization activity
Source: RefSeq, a predicted model, not a curated record